UUUCAGAUCUCAGACACAAUGGUUGCCCAGAAUCCAACUUCGAUCAGUUCUGGAGGACGCAAGCAACCUCAGAAGCAAGACAAAGUCCAAAAAAAGCAGCUGAAGAAAAUUUAUGUUGUCAAGAUUAAGCGUAUUCCGUUUGGAUUCUUCGAGAAGGAGUUGCUCGGGUAUUUCCGUCAGUUCGGAAAUGUGUUGAGAAUUCGUGUGGCCAGAAACAGACGCACUGGUAAUCAUAAGGGAUGGGCGUACGUUGGAUUCGACAACAAGGCUGUUGCUGAAAUCGCUGCCGAAUCAAUGAACGGUUACUUGAUGUUCGAGCAACGUCUCGGGUGCACGGUGAUGAAACCAGAACUUAUCCCGAAGGCAAUGCGCCAUGGCCCACUGCUUGUGAUGCGUCCAUCUUACUUGGGCAUCGCUAAAAAAGAUACAAUUGCCAGAAACAAUACCACCGGAAAAAAUGACGUCAUCAAUGCCAAGAAACGCGUGCAAAAUCUCAACAAAACUUUGAAGAAGCUGCAGAAUAUGGGGAUCAACUAUGAUUUCUCUGUGUCUGGAACACCAAGAACGCCACUUAAGAAGGUCAUUGACAAUGAGGUUCAAUUUAUCAGUGAUGUCACCCCGAAAAGCACGACUCCGAAAAUUGUGAAAGCUGCAACUCCAAAAGCAGCUACUCCAAAGGCCGUGACUCCAAAACAAGCAACUCCGAAAGUUUCCACUCCAGUCACCAAAAAGGUUGUCAUCAAGACUCCUAAAACUGAAAAGCCGGAACCCAAACAGUUCACUCCAAAAACUCGCGCAGGAAAGAAGGCAGCUGCUGCUGCUACUCCACAGGCUAAAUCUACGCUAUCCAACACAAUCCUCAAAUCCGUCGCUGCAAGUGCCCGUCCAGCUGCUGUCGAAAAGAAAACAUUGAGAUCUCGUGGAAAGAAGAAGAGCUUGUAAGCGUCCUGAUUUCUGUUGUUAAUCAUUUUAUUUUUUUUCCGCAAACUGUUGUUGUUCUUAUUUUUAUACACAUUCAUUGUUGAUUUUUAAUUGAAUUGAUUUUGUUUUUCAUGAAUACAAAUAAUCUAUUC
This is a messenger RNA of Caenorhabditis elegans, 1073 nucleotides long. It is a transcript of the gene nifk-1, whose product is annotated as RRM domain-containing protein. Gene Ontology annotation, cellular component: nucleolus. Gene Ontology annotation, molecular function: RNA binding; nucleic acid binding. Lineage: Eukaryota; Metazoa; Nematoda; Chromadorea; Rhabditida; Rhabditidae. The record is from RefSeq and is marked reviewed.